CAGCCUGUUAAUUUAGUUCAAGAAAGCAAGUGCACAAAUGUGAUAUUUGCAGUAAAUGUGUUACAACAAAAAAGCAACUUAAACGUCACAUAAUGAUUCAUAUUGACGAGAAACCAUACAAAUGUCAAAUUUGCAAUAAAGGUUUUCGGAGAAAAUAUCACGUUAAGCUUCAUAUGAUGGUCCAUACUGGAGAGAAACCAAACAAAUGUAAUCACUGUAACAAAUGUUUUGUCAGUAAAGCAGAUUGUGAAGCACAUUUAAAGACUCAUACUGGUGAGAAACCAUACAAGUGUGAUAUUUGCCAUAAAUGUUUUACAAGAAAGCAGGUACUUAAGACUCAUAUCAUUACUCAUACUGGAGAGAAACCGUACAAGUGUGACAUUUGCUUUAAACGUUUUGGUAGAAAACGUGAACUUGAGUGUCAUAUAAUGAUCCAUACUGGAGAGAAACCGUACAUGUGUGAUAUCUGCAAUAAAUGUUUUAUAAGAAAAUUUCAAGUUAUGUAUCAUAUAAUGGCUCAUACUGGUAAGAAACCGUAUGAGUGUGAAAUUUGCAAUAAAUGUUUUUUAAGAAAACAUGAACUUGAACGUCAUAAGAUAUCCCAUACUGAUAAGAAAUCAUAUAUGUGUGAUAUCUGCAAUGAAUGUUUUGUAACAAAAUAUCAACUUCAGUGUCAUAAAAUGGCACAUACUGGUAAGAAACUAUAUGAGUGUGAAAUCUGCAAUAAAUAUUUUAUAAGAAAAUAUCAAUUUAAGUGUCAUAUAAUGGCCCAUAAUGGGAAUAAACCGUAUGUGUGUGAUAUUUGCAAAAAAUGUUUCACAGCAAAACAUGAACUUAAGCAUCAUGUAAAGGUCCAUACUACAGAGAAACCAUACAAAUGUGACCACUGUAACAAAGCCUUUGCUUCAAAAGGAAAUUGUAAAAGGCAUUUAAAGAUUCAUACUGGAGAGAAACCAUACAUUAAAUCAGGUACUUGACGUGUCAUAUAACAGCCCAUACUGAUGUGAAAUUUAAUACACAAUGUUGGGUAUACCUGGCGAAUAGUUGGGUAGAAAAAUGGCUGGACGUUUGGGAAAACAAAUUUACUCAACUGUAAUGACUGAGCAAUUUCUUGAUUUGUAUUCUGUAGUUAUAUCAUUAUCAGUAAUCGGAAUUGUGGCAGUUAACUUAGUUAAACUAAAAAAGAAUGAGGACAUUCCCUUCUACAAAUCCCAGCAAUUAUAAUAAAAAUAAUAAAGCACACACUCAACAUAGCCCCGUAUUAGGGAAAUCCUGUGUCACUGGUGCCAUGGACACACACGUAGACAACCACAAAUUACACCCAAACUCACGAGAGAAAUAAUGUAGGCCAUAUAAAUAUUCCUCCCAGCCCGGGAGUCGAAUCUGAGACCUCUGCGUGGCAGUCUGGCAUGGUGAUAUUUAAAAUUCUUAAAAAUCAAAGAAAGCUGAGUUCGUAUUCCCCAGUUGCCCACAUGUAGAAAUACAAAUGUUAAAGCGGAACUGACAUUUACCGUUAUUUGCAAAAAUUAUUGCAUCUUCCGACAUAUUGACAACUUUUGCGCUACCUAUUGCAAGCUUCUAAUUUGAAGGCGCCCUUAGUUUAAAUUAUUAUAGGUAAAUUAUUAUUACACAUAAAAAUAAAACAUUGAUUUCAGUACUUAAGCAUUUUAUUACAUUCAAUUAAUACUUGUUUCAUAUCAAUCACUCCUACGUAAAGUAUUGUAUGUCGAAAUUGCCAAGUUUACAGGGGAGCAUUUUAAAGUUCUGAAUUCA
Molecule: messenger RNA, 1773 nt
Organism: Hyposmocoma kahamanoa
Lineage: Eukaryota; Metazoa; Arthropoda; Insecta; Lepidoptera; Cosmopterigidae
Product: gastrula zinc finger protein XlCGF7.1-like
Exons: 2
Coding region: 93-977 (294 amino acids)
Biological process (GO): regulation of immune system process; regulation of cytokine production; negative regulation of transcription by RNA polymerase II
Source: RefSeq, a predicted model, not a curated record